GAUAAUCCCAAUCUUUAUUUGGAUGAAGUGGAAGAAAGUGACCCCUUGUAUGGCUGUGAGCCAUAUAUAGUGGACAGACACAUUUGACAAGAGUUGAUAUUUCUGUUCAUGCAAACAUAAAGGCGGAGUAGGAAGAAAAAAUGUGUUGCAAGGAAGAAACCCACAGAUUUAGGGAUGAGUCACUUACACAUGAACAGGAGUUUUAGUUGACCUACGUGCAGUCUCUAUGGAAACACUUUCUGAGCCUAGCAUCACUUUAGGCCCUUAAAGCAACAUGCCUUUUCUCGUUCAUAUUUGGCUUCCUUCACCUACCAAACAUGUAUGUGGCAAUAGAGCUGGCCACGAAGAGGAAAUAAGUAAGCAAAUACAUUUCCUCAGGAACCUCCAUAGACUGGACCUUCCAUCACUGUGGGCCCAGACACUUCUUAUUGCUUGUUCAAGACAACAUUUGCAAAGUUCUUUCUUGCACGGUUUCCCUCACAGGCAUCCAUUGCUAAGAUGAGUACAUUAGCGGCCUACGAAAAGGUGACAAAAAAAAAUCUCAAACUGUAAGGCCCCAUUCCCGCCACAGAAUAUUCACACAGAAUAUUUCGAAUGCAGCUGCUGCCAAUAUCAGUCAUCACUAUAAUCGCACAGACUUCCACCGUCCUCAUUGACGGCAAUGCAGUCCACGCGGAAUUCUGUCGAAAGGAUAAACGUGUUCAUGGUAGUGUGGUGAGCCACGGGGUGUGAAGUAUGUAUGACCAACUGCCCCACUCUUAUUGUUAUGGUGGGUCUCCCUGCCCGAGGAAAGACUUAUAUCUCCAAGAAAUUGACUCGCUAUCUCAACUGGAUUGGAGUUCCAACCAAAGAGUUUAAUGUCGGGCAGUACCGCAGGGAUCUUGUCAAGUCUUUCAGGUCCUUUGAGUUUUUCCUUCCAGAUAAUGAAGAAGGCCAGAAAAUCCGGAAACAAUGUGCCUUACUGGCUUUAAAUGAUGUCAAGAAAUAUCUUGUAGAGGAAGGUGGACAUGUUGCUGUUUUUGAUGCAACAAACACGACUCGUGAGCGACGGGAAACCAUCCUUAAGUUUGCGGAUCAGCAUGGCUUCAAAACAUUCUUUGUGGAAUCUGUGUGCGUGGAUCCAGAGGUUGUAGCGCAGAACGUUGUGCAAGUGAAGUUGAGCAGCCCAGACUAUUUAAACUGCACCAAUGAUGAGGCUACAGAGGAUUUCAUGAAGAGGAUAGAGUGUUACAAGAAUUCCUAUGAGACACUGGAUGAGAACUAUGACAAGGAACUCUCUUACAUCAAAAUCAUGGACGUUGGCCGUAGAUAUCUAGUUAACCGUGUUAUGGAUCAUGUCCAGAGUCGGAUUGUUUACUACCUCAUGAAUAUUCAUGUGACCCCACGUUCUAUCUAUAUGUGCCGACAUGGGGAGAGUGAGCUUAAUAUCAAAGGGCGUAUUGGAGGAGACUCCGGCCUGUCUAACCGAGGGAAAGAGUUUGCCAAGCGGUUGAGUCAGUACAUCCAUGAGCAAAACAUCCAUGAUCUUAAAGUAUGGACAAGUCAGAUGAAGAGGACGAUUCAGACGGCCGAAGCUCUGGGCGUACCUUACGAGCAGUGGAAAACCCUGAAUGAGAUCGAUGCUGGCGUGUGUGAAGAAAUGCGCUAUGAAGAGAUCCAGGAAUCCUUUCCUCUGGAGUUUGCCCUGCGAGACCAAGAUAAAUACAGAUACCGUUAUCCAAAAGGAGAGUCUUAUGAAGACUUGGUGCAACGUCUUGAACCGGUCAUUAUGGAGCUGGAGCGGCAGGAGAACGUGCUGGUCAUCUGCCAUCAAGCCAUCAUGCGCUGCCUUCUGGCCUAUUUCUUAGACAAGACUGGAGAAGAGCUGCCUUACCUCAAGUGCCCCCUACAUACUGUUCUGAAGCUUACGCCUAUAGCUUACGGUUGUAAAGUGGAAACAGUCAAUCUGAAUGUGGAUGCAGUGAACACGCACAGGGAUAAACCAGAGAACGUAGAUAUUUCCCGGCCUUCUGAGGCAGCCCUGAUAACUGUUCCUGACCACCGAGGACCCAGUGAUGAACGUUGAUGUACAUCGCUCCAGUGAAGAAGCUUUGCAGACCGUACCGAAUCACCUUUAGCCAUGGUUGUGACCCCCCCCCCCCCCCAAAACCUCUUGUUUCAUAUUGCAAUGUGUUACCCCCCAACCCCCCCUGGCAGCUGACGGGGUUAGGACAUUUAGCAGCUCUAUCAUAACGGUCUCUAUUUUAUCAAUAGAACUUUAGACUCCGUCUUUAGUGUCGGGUGGUAUACUUGGUUUUUAACGUCUCAUGAAAUACUGUGAUUUAUAGAUUCCGUUUUAACACUCCUCUUUUUUUAUAUUGGGAUCAUACCGAUGUUGUUUUUAUCUGUUUAUUGGCCAUUUCAAUGCAUUCUUUUCCUCUGAUCUUCAGGUGUAAUCUAAGAGCAAGCAGCGUAGGACUCAUUACUGUUGUGUAGCCGGUGGAUGGCUGAGGCUGUGCCGCCAUUCUUCCUCCAGGGGCUUUCAGUGUGCAUAGUAAGCUAUAGUCUGUGCAACUGCAGUACAGUGAUCCCUCAACUUACAAUGGCCUCAACAUACAAUAGUUUCAACUUACAAUGAUCUUUUCCGGACUAUUGUAACUUGAAACCAGACUCAACAUACAAUGUACAGACAGUCCAGAUCUGUCAAGUAUGUCAAUGGCUGGAAGAACUGACCAAUCAGAAUGGGCCUUCACUGGUAAAACACCUGUAUUACUGAAGUGUAUGCACUGAUUGGCUGUCUGGAAGCGCCCCCUACAGUACAGUACAGGAGGCACUACAUGUUCUGUACUACUCUUUACCUGUACCAGGGAAAUCUGCUCCAGGUGAGGACGGCUCCAUGUUACUUUUUUAGGACACUGUGUACUGUACAGGACCCUGAAGAAGCUCCUGUCCUCCACACAGACAGUGAUUACCGCUCCAGCAGAUCUUUCUUACUUUUAUAUGUAAGAAUUUGCUUUAUCUGUAUUAGUUAUUUGCUUAUUUUUCUUUAAUCCUCACUUUUUCCUAUGUUUGGAUGACAUUUUCAGAACCAAUUACCAGGUUUCCAUAGAGUUAUGGUCUCAACAUACAAUGGUUUCAACAUACAAUGGUCGUCCUGGGACCAAUUAAUAUUGUAACUUGAGGGACCACUGUGUGUGUGUAUAUGUAUGUGUGUGUAUAUCUAUAAUAUUACACUAUACUGUGCUGUGCAGAGAAUCAUGUAGUGUGUACACUAGUGUAUCUCCAACCAGGGUGCCUCCAGCUGUUGCAAAACUACAAAACGGCAUGUAGAGUAUGUUGGUUGGGCAAAGGGAGAGCUACCUAAUAAACAUGCAUGAGCGACCAUUUUGGUUAGGAUAUACUGUGAUCCCUGCGUAAGUCAUUGUUUUCUCAACCAGGGUGCUUCUAGCUGUUGCAAAACUACAACUCCCAGCAUGCCCGGACAGCCAAACGCUGUCCGGGCAUGCUGGGAGUUGUAGUUUUGCAACAGCUUGAAGCACCCUGGUUAGGAAACACUGGUGUACAUGAAAAUAGCAGUGUGUUGUUAGUUUAUACCCUCUGCACAUAAAUCAAGGCAUUAAAGAGAAUUUGGGAGUAGUGAGGGGCAGUCAGGAAGAGUUGGAUGGUACGGGUCUAGGGAAGGGCAACCCAUUUGUUUUUUUUUUGUUUUUUGUUUUUUUUUUUCAUCCACCGGGCACAUUUUCAGCUUGAAGAAAACUAAAUUGUAAGGCUGCUUUCACACUAUGAAAAGUACCCCUUAUAUAACACCAUUAGAAAAUCCCUAACGUACGUUAGAAAAAUCCCAUAGACUAUAAUGGGAUUUUCUAAUGGCCGCUUUAACCCGUUCUCGCCUGUUAUUCAUAACGGACGUUAUUUUAUGAAUGGAGAUGGUGCAUGCACUAUUUCUCCCGUUACUAUCUCCCGUCAUAAAAUAAUGUCCGUUAUGAAUAACGGGCGAUAACUGGUUAAAACGGCUAUUAGAAAAUCCUGUUGUAGUCUAUGGGAUUUUUCUAAUGGCCGUUUAACCCCACGAUUUUAUAACAGGCGUUAUAGAACGGGUACUUUUUCAUAGUGUGAAAGCAGCCUAACCUGCUAUUUGCAUUAUCCAGCAGGUAAAAUUCCGUUUGGAAAUUCCAUUGCAGCAGACUCCCAGUGUUUUUGAUGGGAUUCUGCUGCACCACGCACAAAGUGGAAUUUCAGUGCCAGAAACGUGGUGCAGAAGUUCAAAUUCUGGCCGCCGCAGUAAUAUUCGACAUGUCCAUAGGGCAUUAGUGCUCUGGAUUUUGUACAUGUCCGGAUAAAGUAGUUCUGUAGUGAAAAAUAACUUCUCCCCUAUCCUUUGGAUAGGGGAUAAGAUAUAGAUCGUGGGGAGGUCAGAGCACUGAGACCACCACUAUACACUACGCCAUCUCCCCGUGAUCUCAUGAAUGGGGAACCGGCAGUUUGCUGGAAGGGGGCAUGCUGAGCCCCGCACGGAGCGCCGGCCGACUUGCCCCCUCCAUGCAUCCCAUAGAGAUACAUAGAGGGGUUGUCGGACGUGACUUCCUGUGGGGGUCGGAACUGCCGAUCACGGCAGACUGUUGGGGCCCAUUCAGGAGAUCACGGGGUGUCCCAGCGCUUGGACCAGACUCACCACCUCUCAUCCCCACCCCACCCCCGCUAGCUAUAACUUGUCCCCUAUCCUUGUCAAAGACCAGCAUGCAUAUAUUCUGUAUGGGAAGAUGGGAAAACGCCACCGCCUGACACAUCUGGUGGUGGCUUAUCUUCUCGAGACCGAAAAGAUCAUUCAUACUGAAAUCUAAGACGCCUCAUCCUUCUCCUACUGUAUCCAAAAACUUGCCUUCGGAAGGCUACCGUACAUGUUAGUUAGUUAGUUAACAAAUGAAUCUAAGCCAGUCCAAUUGAAAUUGAUGGGUCAUGAAGUUUCAUCACUGUCUAAACUAUAUUGGGGGGGGGCAGAUGAGGUAGGGUAUGUGGCAUGUUGGAUUUCAACUGGUCUACACCUUUGUUUUCCAUGUUCCAAGCUACCACCAACACUGUCUGGCUUCUGCACAGGAGGUAGGCCACUGCCAAACAUUCAUGUGUGAGGUGAACGUGAGAGAGAGAGAGAGAGUGAGCGAGUUUUCGGCACAAUUACCUUUUGUCCAACCGCUAUUGAAGGUGUAUGGGCUCCUAAUAAAACACGACUGCAGAACUAUUCACAUAUAAACUCCGUCCACACAUUGAGCACUGAUACAGCAGGUUCACACGAUUGUUCAUCUGUAACUUUUUAUAUUUUUAUGAUUGAAAUGGCUUAACACUUCAGCUGCUGGGUGAUGAGGGUAUUGGGGAUAGUGAGCAAUGUGCAAUACGUAUAGUACUGUUCUUUAAGACGAUUUACCACAAUCUUUGCAUAAAGGGGUGAAAAACGUUUUUUUUGUUUUUAUGUAGCUUUUAUUUUUAAUUGGCACAAUGUUGAUCCUAAAGACAGCGCGUUAUAUCCUUAGCCCCCAGAUACAGUAUAGAAGAUUUUACUAUAAAGUAUUGAGUUGUAUAUAGAUAUUCGAGAACUUAUGGAAGAUCUACACUCAAGACCAUGUGGUGUGUUUUGUAAAUGUGAAAAAAAAAUAUUUAAAAGGUUAUAUUACAGCUAUAAUGCAAAUGUUGUGAAAUAAAAAUAUAUUGUACUGUG
This is a messenger RNA of Hyla sarda, 5689 nucleotides long. RefSeq names its product 6-phosphofructo-2-kinase/fructose-2,6-biphosphatase 4 (gene PFKFB4). The record is from RefSeq and is a predicted model, not a curated record. Gene Ontology annotation, molecular function: 6-phosphofructo-2-kinase activity; ATP binding; fructose-2,6-bisphosphate 2-phosphatase activity. The transcript has 15 exons. Gene Ontology annotation, biological process: fructose metabolic process; fructose 2,6-bisphosphate metabolic process. NCBI's taxonomy places the organism in Eukaryota, Metazoa, Chordata, Amphibia, Anura, Hylidae. Gene Ontology annotation, cellular component: cytosol. The coding region runs from base 740 to 2065 and encodes 441 amino acids.